GUGUUUCCUCUACGGUAAUGUUUACUUUUAAUGAGCCCUCUAACUUACUUUCUUACGGAAACAAAAGCAGUUCCAGUUACUCAUUAUUGGCUGAGAGGUGUGACAUCGUUAUGACGUCAUGGGUUUCAUAACCAAUUACGAACGACUUUAGUCGAAAACUAAGUUUCACUAGCAUUUCAGCGGAGUAAUAAAGUUAGCUGUCCAGUGUCCACUGGUAUCCUUGUUUGACUGAAUACUCGAAAAAUGAAGCAAAAACCGGCAUUUUGACUUCCUGUAGCUAUGGCAGAGGUAGUGGCUGGCCCUUCUGGCAUUAAUUUUGACAGAGACCUUCGAUUUCCUACAGAUUGUUUGCAGUGCAAUGUGGGUUACUGUGAAUUUUAUCAUUAUUUGUCUAGUGGUGGUGGUAAAGAAGUUGUGAUUGAAUAUGCUCAGAGACAUAAUUUAAUUCUUCAGCCAAAAAAACUGCGAGUGUUGUGCAGCUAUUUGUCGGAUCGACUACAACAGGAACGCCUUUGGGUGAUAUCGCACUGUAGUGACGAAAGGACGUCGGCGUAAGCGAUGCGACACCCAAAUCUAUCUGCCACGGCAAAUAUUGAAAGAGCAAAAGAAAGAGUCAGAGCAAGAAAGGCUUGGAAAAAAGCUGGUAAUAAAGGCAAACCUCCAGUUGUGAAGAAAGAACCCACAAAACUUCCUCAUACCAUUGAGAGCUUGCGAGAACCAGAUGUCACUUAUGUGGACAGCGGUGAUCAAGAAAUAGAAUUGGAUGAGGCCACAGAUAAAUAUGCAAGUUAUUAUGCUAAAACCUAUGAACCAAAAGUUCUUUUAACCAGCAGUGUCAAUGCACAUCAAAGAACACAGGACUUUAUAAAAGAAUUACGCAGGUUAAUACCAGGCUCAGUUCGAAAGUUUCGACGUAAAUCAUCCAUAAAGAAAAUGGUUUCAGGAGCCAAAGCAAAUGAGUUUACCGAUAUAAUUGUUUUAAACGAAGACAAGAGACGUCCAAAUGGACUUUUGCUGAUUCACCUGCCAGAUGGACCAACUGCUUAUUUCAGGCUUAGCAACCCAAAACUAUGCCAAGAUAUCCGCAGAAAAUAUACAGAAAUCACUGCCCACAGGCCAGAGGUAAUUUUAAAUAACUUCAGGACACGACUUGGACAGAUGAUUGGCCGUAUGUUGGGGGCUCUUUUCCACUAUGAUCCAGAAUUCAAAGGUCGUAGGGUCUGCACUUUUCAUAAUCAAAGAGAUUACAUUUUCUUCAGACACCACAGGUAUGAAUUCCAGAAUACUGAAAAGGUACAUUUAAGAGAGCUCGGUCCAAGAUUUACACUACGCCUGCAGUGGUUACAAGAUGGUGCAUUUGAUGGAGACUAUGAGUGGCUGUUAAAGAGACAUGAGAUGGAACCAUCCAGGAGAAGAUUUGUCCUUUGAAACUUUUCAUGUACACCCAUUGUUUUCAAAAUAAAACACCCUGUUCUUCUAGUAA
Macrobrachium nipponense is the source of this 1483-nucleotide messenger RNA. RefSeq names its product probable ribosome production factor 1. Lineage: Eukaryota; Metazoa; Arthropoda; Malacostraca; Decapoda; Palaemonidae. Bases 559 to 1428 code for a protein of 289 amino acids. Gene Ontology annotation, biological process: maturation of LSU-rRNA; maturation of 5.8S rRNA. Gene Ontology annotation, cellular component: preribosome, large subunit precursor; nucleolus. Gene Ontology annotation, molecular function: rRNA primary transcript binding. The record is from RefSeq and is a predicted model, not a curated record. The transcript has 6 exons.